AUCCAAACUCGUUCGUAUACAUACAGUUACUUUCUCAGUUUCCUCAGUGUAUACUACCAAUCGAAUAUUACACGAAAUUACCACAGCAUACAUGCUGUUCUGUCCAACAUGUGCUAAUCUGCUUGUGAUAUCAUCGGAAACAGGCUACAAUAAAUGGGCGUGCAAUACGUGCGCAUAUGAGUUUCCGAUCUCGAAGCAGAUGACAUCCCGCUCGCGUAUGAAGCGCAAGGCGGUAGACGAUGUGCUUGGAGGAGAGGAGACUUGGCGAGAUGCUGAUUCUACUGCUGUCGCUUGUGACAAGUGUGGUCACCCACGCGCGUAUUUUUAUCAGCUACAGAUUAGAUCUGCAGAUGAGCCUAUGACGACCUUUUACAGAUGCGCCGGAUGUGCCUAUCAAUGGCGUGAAAAUUAAUAGUUUCUCAAAAUGCUUUGCUUAAACCGACUCCUCAUCUAAAUAUUUCUUAAAUGUUUCCACAAAGCGUAGCCAAGCGGUUGCUUUCACCUGGGCUUGAGUGCACACGUGCACCCUAGAUUCUACUUGUUUCAGUUAUUAAGGGUGACAUGUUCUUCUGACACCCGAUCAAUCCUAUGUUCCAGCCGUCACGGGCCUUGAUCGUUGCCGCUAUUCUCAUACUAGAGUAGAAACUAUGUCGUACUGUUUUCCCCCCGCUGCCA
Molecule: messenger RNA, 675 nt
Organism: Suillus subalutaceus
Lineage: Eukaryota; Fungi; Basidiomycota; Agaricomycetes; Boletales; Suillaceae
Exons: 5
Coding region: 92-412 (106 amino acids)
Biological process (GO): termination of RNA polymerase III transcription; DNA-templated transcription; regulation of DNA-templated transcription
Cellular component (GO): RNA polymerase III complex
Molecular function (GO): DNA-directed RNA polymerase activity; nucleic acid binding; zinc ion binding
Source: RefSeq, a predicted model, not a curated record